Messenger RNA from Betta splendens (Siamese fighting fish), 5836 nucleotides. It is a transcript of the gene pdcd11, whose product is annotated as programmed cell death 11. The record is from RefSeq and is a predicted model, not a curated record. Gene Ontology annotation, biological process: rRNA processing. Gene Ontology annotation, cellular component: nucleolus; small-subunit processome. Lineage: Eukaryota; Metazoa; Chordata; Actinopteri; Anabantiformes; Osphronemidae. Gene Ontology annotation, molecular function: RNA binding; protein binding. Bases 162 to 5600 code for a protein of 1812 amino acids. The transcript is spliced from 36 exons.
AAGAGUGGUGCCGCUCGGUUGUUCUUAAAUGUGAUUGGUCCAAAAGUGAAACGCCUUUAGGAGUUUUGCUUCCGGGUGGGAUCAUGGCGUGUUGCUGAGCUACAUGUGAGUUUGGAUAUCCACGAGCCAGGGAUUAAAUACAUCUGAGACAUCUUGGAAACAUGGAAACGUUGGAGGAGGACUUCCCUCGAGGAGGGACAGCAAAGAAGGCCAAUGAGAAUAAAAUAGUGGUUCAACAUACAGGAGUGGACAACCUUUUCCAGCAGGCGCCAGCAGAAACUCCAAAAAGAAAAGGGGCUGUUAAAGAUGAUGGGAGUAAAGCAAAGAAGCAGAAGACCAGCAAUGAAGUGGAUGCUGGUCUGACACUGAAUGUGGCAUCUAAGCAUGUGGAGAUUCUACAUCUCAAGAAUGUGAAACAGGGUAUGCUGUUGCUGGGUUGUGUGAAGGAGGUGACCGAUUUUGAGGUGACGGUCGGUCUGCCUUGUGGCCUGCAAGGCUUCCUCAGCAUCCAGAACAUCAGUGACUCGUACACAAAGCUGCUGACUGAACAGCUAGAUUCUGACACAACGGAGAUCUGCUCUAUGCCUCACUUAUUCUACCCUGGCAUGGUAAUAAAGUGUGUGGUUGCUAGGUUGGACAUAUCUAGGGGAGGCUCUUCGAGCAUCCAGCUGUCAGUCAAUCCAAAGCUACUCAACAAGGCGCUGACCUCAGGCUCUCUGAAACCAGGAAUGGUUUUAAGUGGAUGUGUGGAGAGUGUAGAGGACCAUGGCUACUUGGUCGAUAUCGGCAUCGGUGGGUCCAAAGCCUUUCUGCCGGAGAAAGCAGCAAGAGACCAACAGAAAAGCUCUAAAGAAUUGGAAGUGGGUCAGUAUGUGACCGUUCAAGUGGAAGAGAUAAAAAAUGAUGGACGGGUGGUUCGGCUGUCUAUCAGCCCCCUCACCAUCGUCCAGGCCUGUGCUGAAUCCAAACAGGGCUGGAACCUUGCUAACCUCCAGCCUGGUCUCCUGGUGAAAGCUACGAUCAAGAAGGUGACCAAAGACGGCCUCAUCCUGGACUUUCUGUCCUCUUUCAGUGGGCAGGUGGACUUCCUUCACAUGGAACCAGAAAUGGAGUACCGCGAGGGUGGCCAGAUACGUGCCUGUGUGCUGUACGUGGAACAGUCCACGCGCCUGGUGGGUCUGAGUCUGCGCAAGUACCUCAUUCAGCCUGAGGCCACAGUUGAUCCAGCCCCAGCUGGUGGCGACCGCAUUGGUGAGGUGGUGAAGGACUGCAAGAUAAUUACCAGGCACCAAAUGUCUGGGGCCAUAUUGGAACUUCCUGACAAAACUUUAGCCUUUGUACAUAAAAGACACAUGAAGGAGGGGAGCGAGAAAGCAAGCAGCGCCGAGCACACCUGCAGGAUCCUGAACUUCAGCCCCAUGGAUCAAAUUCAUUUUGUCAGUCUGCGCAGGAGCGUGAUCGAGAAACCUUUGUUUAGAUAUCACGACCUUCAGGCUGGUCAGGUUGUAGAGGGGACUGUGUCUGUCCUAAUGAAAAAUGCGAUGGUGGUGCAUCUGACGGACCACAUUAAAGGACUGGUGCCUCGCAUCCACCUGUCUGACAUUGUGCUUCAGAACCCUGAGAAAAAAUACACAGAGGGCAUGAAGAUCAAAUGCCGGGUUUUGUCGGUAGAUGUGGAGAAGAGGAAGCUCUUCCUGACCAGAAAGAAGGCCAUUAUUGAGAGCACUCUGCCGUUGUUCCUGAGCUACGCCGACACUCGUCCAGGCCGCGUCUCCCACGGCUUCAUCGUCUGCAUUAAAGACUUUGGCUGCAUCGUUCGUUUCUAUAACAAUGUAAAGGGCCUGGUGCCUCUCAAUGAACUCAGCUCUGAGCCUAUCGUACAGCCUGACGAGGUGUUCUAUGUUGGGCAGGUUGUAAAGGCUAAAGUUCUUCACUGUGAUCCAGCCAAUUCAAAGUUGUUGCUGUCAUUAAAGUCUGCAGUGGAGGGAGAAACAGUGGAAGUUGCUUCACCCCACUUGGAGGGCGAGAGGCUACAGGCCAGGGUGCUAAAGAAGUCGCCCAACGGCCUGGAGGUGGCCGUACUUCCUGAUGUGAUACGAGCCAUUCUACCCACAAUGCACCUCUCUGACCACAUGUCCAAUUGCUCUUUGUUAUGGGAGAGCCUGCAGAAGGGAGACGUCGUCUCAGACCUCGCCUUCUUUAACUGUAAAAACAAUAUUACUCUCACAAAGAAACCGACCGUGACAUGGACACUGGUGGAUGGCGACGUUGCCAAGGAAUUCUCCGAAAUCAAGGUUGGGAUCCAGCUCAUUGGCUGGAUCAAGAGCAUCAUGUCCUAUGGUGUUUUUGUUGAGUUCCCAUACGGCCUUGUCGGCCUUGCUCCUAAGUCGGCCAUGGCCGACAGGUUUAUCAGCGACACGACAACGGUCUUCCAGGUCGGUCAGACUGUUCUAGCAAAAGUGACCAACCUGGAUGAGGAGAAGCGGCGUUUCCUGGUCACACUGAAGAUCUCUGAGGUCACGGCCCCCGAAGGAGACAUCCAGUCCAGACUCAUCAGUGGGCUGCAGGAGAGGAGAGCUGUGGCCGACGCGUUGGCUCAGAGAGGAAACAGUGACCUGCAGCAGCAGCUGUCCGCUCUGUGUGUUGGUCAGAAGCUAAAGCUCACUGUGGACACUGCGAAUGACGACGGUGCAGUGUUUAAGUCUGACGAUAUGACUGGCGCUACCAUAGUGGCCGGCAAGCAUCACGUCACAGGUGCCAACUUGACCUCAGGACAGAAAGUUACGGCUGUCGUCCUUCACGUCGACAUCCUCUCUACGUGUGUCCAUGUUUCUGUCCUUCCCCAGCUUGUGAUUAAGAAGAAAUCUUUGGCUGAAGGAUUAAAAUACACGGCGACGGUGCAGUACGUCGACGCAGACUUCGCUGUCAUCUCCCUGGAAAACACGGCGCAGCUCACUGUUGUCCAGACUAGGUGGCACCUGAAUGAAGUGUUCUUGACCGAGUCGGAGAAGCUGAAACUGGGGAUGUGUUUUCCAGUGGAGGUUGUAGAAGCAAGCUGUGAGGAGCUAAAAGGGCUCCCCCUAGUGUUGCAGGAGCAGAGCACAUCGAGGCCACUACGCACCCCUCUAGAGAAGAAUGUGCCCCGGAAGAGCUGCUACUUUGGUAAAGUCGUGAAGGCAAAGGUGCGGACAGUGAAGCCCACCUGCAUUUACCUCACACUGGAAGACGGAAGCAAAGGCAGCGUGCACGUGUCCGAGGUGAUGGAUCCCAAAGACGUGUGUCUGGGAUCUUUCCCCACGUCGUUGGUGAAAGUGGGCGACACGGUCACCGCCAGAGUGAUUGGAGCACGAGAAGACUCCAGUAGCAAAUUUCUGCCGUUUUCUCAUCCCAGAUUUAAAUACACCACUCCUGAGCUCACACUUGUACCCAGCAAACUAGACAGAAGUGUGGAAUUCAAGGUCAAAACAGGAAAAGAAGUGGUACAAAGUUAUGAGGUCGGACAAGAACUUACAUGCUUUGUUUCAAAGUACGAUGUUGCUGAGAAGUCUUUGGAAGUCACCAGUCACCACUCUGUUACUGGGACCGUGGAGCUCCUGGCCACCAUCACGGAUCCUAAAAAUGCCAAGCACCCAGAGAAGUUGUACAAGCUGGGCGAAGCUGUCUGUGCUAAAGUGGUGAACGUGCGCAACAAACCCCGCCGCUUAGCUCUGUCUCUCACAGGUGUCUAUAAACUGGAGCAAGGCAUGGUGACUUUGGGCAUAGUGACUAAUAUUUACCCACGGCUUGGCCUCUUGGUCAAACUUCCCUUUGACAACGUGGGGACUGUUCAUAUUACGGACGUGGACGAUGCCUAUAAGAGUAGUAUCUUGGAUGGAUACAGCACAGAUCAGGUGAUCAGGUGUUUACUUCUGAGGUAUGAAAACGACAAGUGGCAGUUGUCUCUGCGUCCAUCAAGACUGAACCCUCAGCAGGCCAAGUCAGUGAAGGACCCAGAGGUUUCAUCUCUGGAUGCGCUGAAGCCAGGCCAGCUGAUCAGAGGCUAUCUGAAGUCUGUGGGAGCGCAGGCAGUCUUAAUCAGGUUGGGUCGGGGCAUAACUGGAAGAGCCUCUUUCAAGAAGACCACCCAUUACCAGGUUGACAGCCUGAAGGUCCUCUUUAAGCAGCUCGAGUCCAAGACUGUCUUCACCACCAAGAUUCUCAGUAUUGACAACGAGGUCGUCAACAUUUCUCUGCUCCCUGAGGACACCAUGAAGCCAGACGUCAUUCCAGAAUCGCUCGGUCUACCGCUUCGCAAGAUGAUGGAGGAGGAGGAGGAGGAGGAAAAGGAGGAGGAGGAGAAACAUGAUUCCGAGGAGGAGGAGGAGGAGGAGGAGAAACACGUUUCCAAGAAAAAGAAACGUGCGCUGGCUGAGAGCGACAAGAAACAAGAAGAGUCACGGGUCCCAAAAAAGAAGAAAAUAAACCAAGCAAAAACUAAUGACAGUGACAGCGGUGUGGAGGUGUACUUUAAAGAAGAUGUACAGAAACCCAAACCUAAGGCUGCAAAGCAGACCAGCUCAACAGGCCCCUCCAGGCUUCAGAUAUCAGCAGGCUUCUCCUGGGACAUAGGACUGAGCUCCCUGAAGCCCGCGUUUACUGCUCAGGAGGACGACUCCAGCGAUGGAGAGGACCAAGAGGGCAGCAGUAAGCCCCAGAAGAAGACCCGUCACGAGCUGCAGCAGGAGAAAAAGGCUGCGGAGAAGGUCCUGCAGCAGCGGGAGACUGAGCUCAUGGACCCGAACCUGCGCCCCCAGGAAGUGGCGGACUUUGAGCGGCUGCUCCUGGCCUCACCCAACAGCUCUCUGCUUUGGCUUCAGUACAUGGCCCACCACCUGCAGGCCACACAGAUCGAGCAGGCGCGCUCGGUGGCCGAGAGGGCGCUGAAAACCAUUUCAUUCAGGGAGGACCAGGAGAAGCUGAACGUGUGGGUGGCCCUGCUGAACCUGGAGAACAUGUACGGCACAGAGGAGAGCCUGAAGAAGGUGUUUGAGCGCGCGCUGCAGUUCUGUGAACCCAUGCCCGUCUACCAGCAGCUGGCAGACAUCUACGCCAAGUGCGACAAGAUCAAGGAAGCGGAGGCCUUGUAUAAGACGAUGGUGAAGCGCUUCCGUGAGAAUAAAGCGGUGUGGCUGAACUACGGGACGUUCCUGCUGCAGCGGGGUCAGAGCGAGGAGGCCAACGCUGUCCUGCAGAGGGCGCUGAAGAGUCUGCCCUCUAAAGAAAGUGUGGAUGUCAUCACCAAGUUCGCACAGCUGGAGUUCCGCCACGGCGACGCAGAGCGGGGUCGCGUCAUGUUCGACAAAGUCCUGACGAGCUACCCGAAACGCACAGACCUCUGGUCCGUCUUCAUCGACCUCACGGUCAAGCACGGGUCCCAAAAGGAAAUCCGGGCACUCUUCGAUCGAGUGAUUCAUCUGAGCGUGUCGGUGAAGAAGAUCAAGUUCUUCUUCAAGCGCUACUUGGAGUACGAGAAGAAGCACGGCACGCCUCAGAGCAUGGAGGCGGUCAAAGAAAAGGCAAUGGAGUAUGUGGAAGCUAAAGGCACCAAGGCCGCCAAAUAAAGACCAAUGCACACUGUACUAGUCUGGUCUGUCAACAUGGAGCAAACAUGGCAACGCAUCCAGCUUCCUCCUGAAAAUCACCACCUUGCAUUGUAAUAUUGAACAUUUUCAUCUUCCAUUUUAAUCUAUUUGCUAUGAAAGGACUGUUUUUACCAUGUAUUUGAAAAGACUGAUGAGACAUGCUUGUAUUAUUUUAUAUGAAGUAACUCUUUAAAUAAAUCAGGCCGUCACAGGUA